CGCGCGCCGAUCCAUCCACCGAAAGCCCACACGAAAGAAGGAGCACGCGCGAGGAUGGCGGGCACAACCACCACCGGCGGCGGCGCGGGGGGAGCGGCGCAGGGGGGCCGCCGGGCGCUGGGGCUGCUGGCGAGCGUGGCGAAGCGGAAGGACGGGUUCGUGCAGCUGCUGCUGAUGUCGGGCAUCCUCAUGAUGAGCCUGCGGUCCCUGAGCCAGAAGCACCGCGUCCGCGACCUCGCCAACGACGCCGCCGAGCUCAGCCUCGAGCAGGAGCACAUCUCCCACCGCAUGCGCGAGCUCCAGGACGAGCUCGACCGCGAGGCCGGCGCCGACCCCUCGGGCGCGUUCGCCUCCCACCUCCGCCGCAUCUUCGCCGCCCACCCUCCCACCCCCACCCCCGCCGCCACCGCCACCGCCACCGAAGACCACUAGCUCCAUCGUCCCCGUCCAGACCGUGGCGGCGCGCCUUGCUCAUCGGUGUCUUCGUCCCUGUUUACUCUUUGAGAUCUCGGUUCUUGGCUUGUGUUAGAUGCUUCUGAACCAUGACCGUGCACGCCAUGUGUUUGUGGAAAUGCCGGAGAGGGGCCGCCGGAUUGUAUCCAACCGGAAACCACAUUUCGUUACCUGCUACUCACAGCGCGCCACAUUGUGCUGCACUUGAUUGGAUCAAUUUUGCAUUUCCUCUAUAUAUUCAAUAAUUUUCUGA
Messenger RNA from Triticum urartu, 706 nucleotides. RefSeq lists its product as uncharacterized. Lineage: Eukaryota; Viridiplantae; Streptophyta; Magnoliopsida; Poales; Poaceae. The record is from RefSeq and is a predicted model, not a curated record.